AUGGCGAGUCAUCGGAGAAAAUUCAAAGAGGAUGCAGGAAGGGACGUAAUAAGUGAACUGCCAGUGGAAGUGAAAGAAAGGAUUUUGGAGUGCUUGCCUACUCGAGACGCUGCCAGAACUGCUUUGCUCUCUACUCACUGGAAUGAGGUUUGGUUGCGGCAUGGACGACUUGAGUUUGAUAAGGACUUCUUGGAAUGCCUCGAUGAGAAAGGUAUAGCUCUGAUUAACACAAUAAAUGAUAUUCUCAUGCUCCGUGCUGGACCGGUUAAGAAAUUUACUCUACACCUUGAUUAUGCAUCGCAACCUCCCCACCAGUCUGAUUUAGAUCGGUGGUGUCGUUUUCUUUCGAGAAAUGGUGUACAGGAACUUAACUUGUAUAUUUCGUGUAACCAUAAGCUUCCAUCUUGUGUAUUCUUGUGCCGGACAAUUAAGCAACUAAGUCUGGGUGGUUUCAUUUUGGAUUUGUCGAUCCCUAGUUGUAUAUUUCCCAGCCUCACUUCAUUAUUUUUCAAUAAUGUUGACUUUAGUGACAAUGUUAAGGGAAUUGGCUAA
Messenger RNA from Ipomoea nil (Japanese morning glory), 552 nucleotides. Its product is annotated as F-box/FBD/LRR-repeat protein At1g13570-like. Lineage: Eukaryota; Viridiplantae; Streptophyta; Magnoliopsida; Solanales; Convolvulaceae. The record is from RefSeq and is a predicted model, not a curated record. Gene Ontology annotation, molecular function: protein binding. Bases 1 to 552 code for a protein of 183 amino acids. The transcript has a single exon.